Messenger RNA from Octopus bimaculoides (California two-spot octopus), 2344 nucleotides. RefSeq names its product PHD finger protein 21B. NCBI's taxonomy places the organism in Eukaryota, Metazoa, Mollusca, Cephalopoda, Octopoda, Octopodidae. The record is from RefSeq and is a predicted model, not a curated record.
UUUUUUUUUUUUUUACAAACCAUUUUAUCCAAAACAAAGACUUUUUAAAGUGAACACACACACACACAAAAAAAAACGAAAAGUUUUUUUUCCUAUAUUUUCUCCUGUGCUGUUAUUAUUAUUUACCCUAAAGAUGGCCAAGGAAGAUCUGGAUAAGAUUCAGGCGGAACUGAAGGCGGCCAUACAAAACCAUCAGAUCCUGGUCGGAAAGAUGCAGUUCGAUCCUCAGAAUCCCAGCUACAAGAAACAGCUGCACGAUCUACAAAUAGAGAUCACAUCACUGGAUGACAGGCAGAAAGUUAUUGUCCAGAUACUUCGUAAGGAGCUUGUAAACAAACAACAAACUUCUAAUCAAGCAUCAAGCCUUAAUACAAAUGCCUCCCAGCACCAACAUCAAGCUCAAACACAGCAACAACAAGUCCAUUUACAAAAACAGCAGCCACAGACACAUUCACCUCAACAAGUGCAUGCUGUACCACAACAAAUGCAUGUCUCCCAACCGCAAUCAAAUUCAGUGCAACGGCAGCAGUCACAGUCACCUAUGCAGCAGCCCCACACAGUGCAACGGCAGUCGCCCUCCCCCCAGAGGCAGACACAUGCCACUGUGCAACAACAAUCACAGUCACCACAGAGACAGCUCCAGUCGCACCCGGUGCAACUGCCAUGCCAGUCCCCCCAGCAACUGCCAUGCCAGUCCCCCCAGCAACCGCAGUCCCCACAUCAACAUAUACACAUUGUACAGCAAUCACAAUCUUCUCAGCAACAAUUGCAACCAAUGCAACAGCAUCCACAUUCCCAUUCUCAACCAGCCACAUCAUCCCCCCAACAGGCACCAACAGCAGUCGUGGCAACCACCCAGCCUCCUGCUGCUGCUGGCCCCCUUCAAUCAGCUGACUUUAUUAAGAAAAAUGACAAUGUGAAAUGUCCCAGUAUAUUGAACACCCCCCACAGUAGAGUUAGCAGUCCGACUGUGAAUAACUCAGUCUCCUCUCGGAGUACAUCCCCUCCUAUUCGAGUACCACAGUACACCAUCAGCAAAACUCUUUUACAGAAUAAAAACCAAAUGGCACCCCCCAAUGUACUUCCACCAAAGCGAACUUGUACAGAAACUGAAUUAGGAGAUAUCAAGAAAACUGUUGAUAAAAAACCACCAAUAACUUGUGACGAAAAAAAUGUGAAAAGUAGCCAAAACAUGUUGCGAAAACUGCAGUAUAUGGCUUCUCUAGAUUUAGUUACACCCGAAACAUUAAAAGGUUGGUUUUCAUUUUCAAGCCUCAGCAAAAUGGAAGAAAAAUACAAUAAUGAAAUCUGUAGGAAACGUGCAAUGGAGAGACUAAUGAUAGACGGGACCCUUAGAGACCCUUGGCACAAAGGAAUGAUGGGAGGUGGACGAGAGUUGCAGAGUAAAAGGUCUGAGCGGAAAAGACGAAGUACAGCCAACCCACAAUUUAGUUACAGCUUAGAAAGUGAUAGAAAACGAAUGAACUAUUUGGUCGGAUCAAACAUUACGACUGGAACAAAACGACCUCGAGGUCGCCCACCAAAACAUGGCACAUCUCCAACCAACAGUCGUCCAGGUACUCCAGAUAGUUCUGACAGUAACGCUAGUAUCAAGAAUGGUAUUGUAAAUGGGUCGUCUGAUGAUAUACAUGAUGGUCUUUGCUUUGUGUGCCAAAAAGCUGGCCGAUUAUUGAUCUGUGAUGGCUGUGGUAUGGCAUAUCACCCUACUUGUUUAGAACCUCCUGUUGCUACUUUUCCUAAUGGUCCUUGGAGGUGUUACAAAUGUCAGAAUGAAAAGAACUCAACAGGUGGGUCAGUGACGUUGGAUAUAGUACACAAUUAUAUCAUCAAUAAAACUGCCAAAGAUGAAGAAAGAAAAAAACUACAAAGAAGAAAUACAGAAUUAAACAAUGAACGAAUACAGUUAGAAACAAAUACGAAACAACUUUCUCAAUCAUUAUAUCAAUGUAUUCAACAGAAACAAGAAUUAAUGAACACAAACAAAAAAGUACAGCAGUCUGCAGACAAUAUAAAUAACUUCCUCCAAAUAUUCCAGUCUUGACUGCUACUCCCUUGUAAAUAAUGAACUUCCAAAGACAUUGUACAUACUUUCAACUCACAAAGUAGUUCUCUUUUGAGAAGGAGGACUUCACUCAACAGCCUACAAUCUUAGCAGCUCAACGGUCCAUUCUUCUCUUGUCAACUUUUUUUGACUACAACAGAUUUCUGCUGUUGUUUUGAACGGUCUUUAAUCAUCUUAAGGAUGAUUAUCAUGUUGCAUGAUCACGACCCUAUUUGCGUGCUGCUGUUGUUCAGGGGAACAGUAACGUUGAAAGUAACCUUU